Molecule: messenger RNA, 1260 nt
Organism: Penicillium angulare
Lineage: Eukaryota; Fungi; Ascomycota; Eurotiomycetes; Eurotiales; Aspergillaceae
Exons: 3
Coding region: 1-1260 (419 amino acids)
Source: RefSeq, a predicted model, not a curated record
AUGUCCUCAGCAGAUGAAUCGUCUACUGGAUUCACAUUCUUGAAUACAAAUGAAUCCAAACUAUCCCAACCCGCUUCCAAGCGCAUGAGAGCACAUAUUACAAAAGCCAAUUUCGCCAAAAGACGCCAGCGACUUAGCAAGGAUGCGAUUCAACAAAACCCGACAAGAAAACCAACUACUCUGCCCGAAGAUGAACCAGAGACACGAAAAAGAAAAUCACAGACCUUAGCAACCCAUAAUAACCCAAGUUUAUCAGAUAUAUCUAAUCUGCUCAUUUCGAAUCGCGAUAUCAAAGCUUUCCACGAGCUACAAGAGCUCGUCUUCCUCCAAGGUCGCCAUGGACCAGACACUCCCAGCGAAGCAGCAUGGUUCAAUCUUGUCGCGUCCGAACCAGCCCUCCUCGAAGCCUCAAUGGCAGUAGCCGUACGACAAUGGUCACCAGAUGAACUAUGCCAAUUAAAAGCAGAUCGCCACUCCUCUAAUGCAGUCAAAAUCCUCACACAAGUUAUUACAUCUACUCAAGCCCGUACAGACGGCGUGCUAGCUGCUAUUCUCACAAUGGCUCUUGGAGCAUCACUUGCAAGCGACGAUAUAGCGUGGAAAGUUCAUAUUAACGGAUUAUGUCGUAUUGUACAAGAUAGAGGAUCUUUUGGGCGCUACGCUGUUCCAAUAUUUGGCUUUCCCCGCGUCUACCACGAAAGUAUCAUCCACUCAUUAAGCUGGUGGCACGAUGCGAGAAUCCUCAAAAUACCAACGAUUUGCGACCGGGUAAUUCAACUACGGAAGCUCAUCGACUCACAUCACCAGUAUCACUUCGAUGACACCUUCGUCGCAAGAGAAAUCGAAGAACCAUUGGCAAAACUCCAUUAUGAAGCGCGUGAUCUUCGAGACGAAAACAACUCUCAAAUUGAUUCUGUCGGACGGACUAUCGAAUUAAUACUUUAUCUUUUGUGGCCUUCUCAAUCUGCUGCGCAUCUGACACUGCUAGCUGAGGAGUUGAAGGGUGCGAUAUGUAGAUACCCGUUUAAAAGAUGCGUUGUUAUGGAUUUAACGUCGUUUCAGUUGAUGAUUGGGGCUUUGGCUGCUGAUAAGGGCUCGGAUACACGAAUGUGGUUCAUGGAUAAGAUCUCGAUGGCAGUGCAGUUUAUGCAGGUACGGGGUUGGGAAAGGCCUUUGGAGAUUUUAGAGAGAAGAUCUUUGUUGGAGGCUGGGUUGAUGGAUCGGUUUAGAGGUGUGUGGCAGGAGCUACAGUGUCAAUGA